Messenger RNA from Pseudozyma flocculosa PF-1, 1143 nucleotides. RefSeq lists its product as uncharacterized. Gene Ontology annotation, biological process: FAD biosynthetic process. Bases 1 to 1143 code for a protein of 380 amino acids. Gene Ontology annotation, molecular function: FMN adenylyltransferase activity. Lineage: Eukaryota; Fungi; Basidiomycota; Ustilaginomycetes; Ustilaginales; Ustilaginaceae. The record is from RefSeq and is a predicted model, not a curated record. The transcript is spliced from 4 exons.
AUGGCACAACCGGCAGGCGGUCCCUCGUCGCAUCCUCGGCCGCCACCAGCGCCGCAGCAGCCAUCGUCGGGAUGGCUCCGCUCCAUCGAUGCCGUCUACGACCUCUUUGAGCGCCCCGAGAUCGCAGCACAGGCGCCACACCUCUCGGAAAAGGUCAGGACUGCAGUGCGCCUCUGCGAAGACGUGAUCAGGGAGGUGGGAUGGCACCGAUGCGCCCUCAGCUUCAACGGCGGAAAGGACUGCACCGUGCUCGUACACAUCCUCGCGGCCGUCCAAAGACGCCUCUUGUCGCUCUCAUCGAGCACCAGCAGCAGCAGCAGCAACAGUACGGCCUCGCGCGUCCAACCCGACCCUCAGCCCUCGUCGCCAACCUACGCACUGCCCCCCAUCCAGAGCCUGUACAUCACCUGCCCCUCUCCCUUUCCCACAGUGGAAAAGUUCAUCGCCUUUUCCGCCUCGCCCACCCACGGCUACAACCUCGACCUCGUCACCGUACCCGGCGGCAUGAAGGAGGGGCUACGCACCUACCUCGAAGGCGGCGGGAGCACCCAGAUUGGGUGCAACGGCGCCGAUGUCGAUGCCGAGACACAGGCGCAGGCGCAGCGGCAAGGGGAGGGCGGGCCAAGACCGAAGCGGGACAUCCAGUGCGUCUUUAUCGGUACCCGCCGCGACGACCCGCAUGGACCCUCGCUCUCGGCGCGCUCCUGGACCGAUGCAGACUGGCCGCGCGUCGAGCGCAUCCACCCGAUCCUGACGUGGGAGUACAAGGACGUGUGGGACUUUUUGCGCUGUCGACACCUCGCCGACCCGCAGGCUGCUGUCGACCACGACGCGCUGGCGAGCACGUACGGCGUCGCGGGUGGCGGCGACGAGGGCGUACCGUACUGCCUGCUGUACGAGCAGGGCUACACCUCGUUGGGAUCGACGUACAACACCCAUCCCAACCCCGUCCUGCGACUCGACGAUUCCGCCACGGCCCAGACGUCGGAUCGGCAUCCCGUCGUCGUCGGCGAUGGGACGGCGAGCGGCAGGUGGAAACCGGCCUACAUGCUCCAGGACGGAAGCCUCGAGCGCGCCGGCCGCGAAGGUUCGUCGGCGGCGUCGUCGUCGUCGUCCAAGUUGGCAGAGCGGCCGGUUGCAUAG